ACAAAAGAAAAUGAAAAACCCUAAACGCAGGAACCCGGAUGUCGUCCAUUCAUACGAUUAGCAGCUUUCUCCCAUCGAGAUUUUGUUCGAGGUUUUGCGGUAUCAUCUUCAGGGCUGCACAUUGAUUGGAAUUCAAAGUCCCGUGUUCGGUUCCGGGUUUUACUUCUUUUGCAAAUCAACCAGCAUUUUUAUGGAACACUGUUAAAGUAUCCCAGCUUCGGUCGAUCUCAUCUUUCUUGAUUGGACGAAUGGAUUUCAUAUUAGUUAUGCGUGCUAGAUUGGAUAUUUCAUUCAUUCCAUGAAGAGUAGAGAGUGGAAGCAAGAAUCAGUCACACAAUCUGAGGGACCGAACAGAAUACCUGGGUGUAAACGAGCAAGGAUUGUGAUUGAGAAUAUAUGGGAAGAUAGAGCAGAGCCCAGUGAUGGCGUGGGGCUGCAAAUGACCCUCUUGUUCUUCUCUAGCCGUGCCUACAGGUUUCGAGCCUCCAAUUUCUUCAUUGCCCAGUUUUACAGCAUUGCAGACGGAGUAUCCCGCGCUCGACCUUUUUGUGAUAGAGAGGUAAUCCGAAACCCGGAGGCUUGGUUAGUGAAGGUUGUUUGCACUCUCUUUUUUCGAUCGCAUUCCCUUAAUGCUUGCUUUGGUUAUCUAAGUAGAAACUUGAACCCUUCAAUCGCUUUCGAGGUUAUUAAGCGGUUUAGAGAUCCAUUAUUAGGUUUGAAGUUUUUUGAGUUUAGUAGAACACACCUGAGCAUUAACCAUACUUUUAAUACCUAUGAUUUGCUCGUGAGGAAUCUCUGUCAAAUGGGUCUCAACGAUUCUGCAAAAACUGUGUUCGAUUGCAUGAGGACUGAUGGGAUAUUGCCGGAUAGUUCCAUAGUAGAAAUUUUGGUGUCUUCAUACGCUCGAUUGGGGAAGUUAGAUGCUGCCAAAAAUUUUCUUGAUGAGAUUCACUGUUAUGGUAUUAAAGUGAGUCCUUUUGUAUACAAUAACUUUUUGAAUAUGUUGGUCAAGCAGAACCAAGUAGAUGAAGCUGUCUUGCUAUUCAGAGAGCACUUGGAACCAUAUUUUACUCCAGAUGUUUACACCUUCAAUAUACUAAUUAGAGGAUUGUGCAGAAUAGGAGAAACCGAUAAGGCGUUUGAGUAUUUACAGAAUAUGGAAAAUUUUGGUUGCUUUCCUGAUAUUGUUUCAUAUAAUACGCUUAUAAAUGGGUUUUGUAGAGUU
Cucurbita pepo subsp. pepo (vegetable marrow) is the source of this 1225-nucleotide messenger RNA. The record is from RefSeq and is a predicted model, not a curated record. NCBI's taxonomy places the organism in Eukaryota, Viridiplantae, Streptophyta, Magnoliopsida, Cucurbitales, Cucurbitaceae.